AAGUUGUCGUCGGCAGACUGUGUGUAUGUGGUGUGUAUUAACAGGUCAUACUUUAAAGUGUUGAUCUUUCUUAAGAAGAGGAUAACGUUUCACUGUUUUGUUACAAAGCCAAUAUUUUUCAACUUUGUUUACAACCAACGGCGUAGACACAGUGAAGAAUUUAUGAGUUACCCACCAAGUAACCCAGGCUAUCCAGCUUACCCCCCAGCAGCCCCAUCCAAUCCUGGAUACCCACCAAGUUCUGGAGUGGGAGGCAUUGGGUUUGAAUCCUUAAUGAUUAGCCCACCUCCAUCUCAGCCUGCAGCACCAUAUCCAACAGGCCCAUCACCUAUGCCAGGUUAUGGCGGUGCCCCUGCAGCACCCUAUGGCCCAGGCUCUGGAAUGCCUGCUGCUCCACCAGCUAACCAGUUUCCAUUGCCAUCACAUAUGGGUUUUGCGGGUGCUGCAAGUGUUGCCCAUGCUGCUGCAGCAUUUCAAGCACCCACAAGACCCAUGCCUGCACCAACUCCAAAUUAUGGAGCUCCUGGCUACCCCAAUGCCGGACCACCUUAUCAACCAGUGCCACCCCCAGUCGUAGCCCCUGCAGUCGUAGCCCCCCCAGUCGUAGCCCCUCAAUCCUAUCAUGACCCAUACACACGUGGAGGUUCAGUCCACGGGGCACCUGUCCCACCUCCUGCUAGUGUCCAACAACAUAACCAGUCCUUCCAUGGUACCCCCUCCGCUCCUGCUGCAAACAUGCAACGUAAUCAGCAAUCAUUCCAUGGUGUCCCUGCGAAUCCAUCAGUGCUCCCAAAAAGCAACCCACCAGCCAAGCAAGCUACUAAGGCUCCAAACAGAGGAACAGUGAAGCCAUGCCCAUCGUUCAAACCCCAAGUCGAUGCAGAAGCCAUAAGAAAGGCAGUUGGGGGCUUUGGUACUAAUGUGAAGGAGAUAAUAGGAAUUCUCUCAACGAGAAACAAUCAACAAAGAAUAAAAAUUGCUUUGGAGUACAAAACUCAGUUUGGAAGGGAUUUGAAUACCGAUCUCAAGUUUGCCCUCGGUGGUAGCUUGGAGAAUCUAUUACUGGGAAUGAUGCAAGCACCAGCUGUAUAUGACGCUACAGAAUUACGACGUGCAAUGAAGGGUCUUGGAACGACUGAAAGUGUUCUCAUAGAGAUUCUGUGCUCCAGAACGAAUGAAGAAAUCAAAGAAGUUAAACAGGAAUAUCGCAAACUAUACAGUCGCGAUCUUGAAAAAGACGUCCAUUCAGAGACCUCGGGUCAUUUCAGGAAAUUCCUCAUCUCUCUGCUGCAGGCCAACAGAGACGAAUCGACGAAUGUUGAUUACGGAAGAGCCAGGGCCGAUGCAGAUGCUCUUCACCAAGCAGGGGAAAAAAGAUGGGGCACAGACGAGGCCAGAUUCAAUGCGAUAUUUGCGGCUCGAAGUUUUGCACAGCUUAGAGCCACCUUCAAUGAAUAUGCCAAGAUCAGCAAAUAUGAUAUCGAGAAAUCCGUGGAACGAGAAAUGUCAGGAGAUCUGAAGAAUGCCAUGGUCACUUUAGUCCAGUGUGUGCGAAACACUCCAGCCUACUUUGCAAAAAAGCUGUACAAGAGCAUGAAAGGUCUUGGUACUGAUGAUGCGACGUUGAUACGAGUUGUGGUGACACGCUGUGAGGUUGACAUGAUUGAUAUAAAACAGGAGUUUCAGAGACAGUAUCACAAGACUUUGGCCAGUUUUAUUAAAGGUGAUACAAGUGGAAACUAUUGUAAAACACUGCUUGGUUUGAUUGGUGAACCACAGAACUGAUUAUCCAAUAACAAGUACAUAAUCUGGGGGGUCUGGGACUUUUAGAACUACCAUCUGUUCAGCAAAAUACAUUCCCAAAUAUGGGGGUUGCACUGUAUAGCAUAUGUUAUAUUCUUGAAUAAGCUGUUUUCCAAGUGUUUGAACUGCUUGAAAAUUAUUCAAAGAAAAUCAUUUAACUAGGGUAAAUGUCAAGACUUUGAAUAAUUUUGUACGGCAAUUCAGAUAAAACAAUAUAUCAAUGUUUCAUUUAAACAGGGAUAACCACUCACUAAUGAUAAUUAUGCAUUUUCAUAUGUUACAAGAAUUGACACAAUAUUCAUUCUAUAAUUUAAUUGAUCAAAAAUAAC
Dendronephthya gigantea is the source of this 2132-nucleotide messenger RNA. RefSeq names its product annexin A4-like. Gene Ontology annotation, cellular component: cytoplasm. NCBI's taxonomy places the organism in Eukaryota, Metazoa, Cnidaria, Anthozoa, Malacalcyonacea, Nephtheidae. Bases 163 to 1785 code for a protein of 540 amino acids. Gene Ontology annotation, molecular function: calcium ion binding; calcium-dependent phospholipid binding. The transcript has 17 exons. The record is from RefSeq and is a predicted model, not a curated record.